AUGGAAUCACGUCUCCCGACCUCGAACGCGCCGCGUCUUUCCACUGCUCCGAGCAGCAUCAAACCGCGACAACUGUCACAUCUCCAUGCUCAGCUCGCACAAUUAUCCGCCAACCUUGCGGAUCUGGAGAACCUCCUGCGGAUGACGAGUGUUCAGGCGGAAAGUAUCCGAGGUCUAGGAGCUUGGCAUGGUGGACUAUUCAUGGCAGCGAGUAAAGUGCUUGGAGAGGAAACGAUUGCUGGAUCUGCGGCUGGCCAGGGACAAGGAGAGUCACAGCAGCAGAGAGGACAAAGCGGGAGUGAGACUUGA
Molecule: messenger RNA, 309 nt
Organism: Cadophora gregata
Lineage: Eukaryota; Fungi; Ascomycota; Leotiomycetes; Helotiales; Ploettnerulaceae
Exons: 3
Coding region: 1-309 (102 amino acids)
Biological process (GO): attachment of spindle microtubules to kinetochore
Cellular component (GO): DASH complex
Source: RefSeq, a predicted model, not a curated record